Gastrolobium bilobum is the source of this 812-nucleotide messenger RNA. RefSeq names its product ethylene-responsive transcription factor ERF021-like. Gene Ontology annotation, biological process: regulation of DNA-templated transcription. Gene Ontology annotation, molecular function: DNA binding; DNA-binding transcription factor activity. The coding region runs from base 1 to 570 and encodes 189 amino acids. The record is from RefSeq and is a predicted model, not a curated record. The transcript has a single exon. Lineage: Eukaryota; Viridiplantae; Streptophyta; Magnoliopsida; Fabales; Fabaceae.
AUGGAAGAAACAAGCAGCAUGCAAGAAUGUGUCAUCACCCCAACAACCUAUCGAGGGGUUCGCAAGAGGAAAUGGGGGAAAUGGGUGUCAGAAAUUAGGGAACCUGGUAAGAAAAAAAGAAUAUGGUUAGGGAGUUAUGAGGAACCAGAAAUGGCAGCAGCAGCAUAUGAUGUAGCAUCCUUGCACUUCAGAGGACACGCUGCAAAGCUUAACUUUCCUGAAUUGGCUGAGACUCUGCCACGACCAGCAAGUUCUAGAGCCGAGGAUGUUCAACUUGCAGCUCAACAAGCAGCAUUGAAGUUCAAAAGACCAAUAACAUCAUCAUCAUCAUGUGAGGGAAGUGGCAAUAAUAACAAUGAGGAUAACGUGGUUCCUGCGAGGGUGGGGUUGUCACCGAGUCAAAUUCAAGCCAUCAAUGAGUUCCCAUUGGAUUCACCAAAGAUGUGGAUGCACAUGGCAGAGGCACCCAAUUUUGGGUUUGAUGAGUCAUCUAUGAUGCUUUAUUGUGAUGAUGUUUUAGAGUUGAGUGGAUGGGAAGAUAUACAGCAUGAGUCCUUAUGGGACUAUUGAAUGAACCCUUGAUUUAGGGUCCAAUAAAAUGAAGCAAAAAGAUUUGUUAUUGGUCAAGUGCAUAUUUUAUAUAUUCCAUUUGUUUUAUCUUUUGCUUAUCUACUUGUAUGUAUUUGUGUAUUGUUUUAUAUGCUCACAGGAGGUGGUAAAAACCGGAAGGCACCGCAAUUAAUCCGUAAAAAAUUAAGUCAGUUUGCUUUGAUUUUGAGAGAAUGCUGCAAAACUCGGUCCAUUUCGCUGGC